Molecule: messenger RNA, 3454 nt
Organism: Calliphora vicina (urban bluebottle blowfly)
Lineage: Eukaryota; Metazoa; Arthropoda; Insecta; Diptera; Calliphoridae
Exons: 6
Coding region: 32-3337 (1101 amino acids)
Molecular function (GO): oxidoreductase activity, acting on paired donors, with incorporation or reduction of molecular oxygen; iron ion binding; heme binding
Source: RefSeq, a predicted model, not a curated record
AUUUAAUACAACUCACAUGAAGUAAACAAAAAUGUUAACGCUGGUGAGCACAUUACUGCUCAGCGUCAUCACAUUGCUGGCUGUGUAUUUGUACAACAAUUACACUUACUGGAAGAGGCGUGGUGUUUGCUAUGAGACACCUCUACCGUUUAUUGGCAAUUUUAAGGGAAUUGGUAGAACCCAUCACUUCAAGGACAUUAAUCAGCGUCUGUACAAUAGAUUUAAAGGCCAGGCACCAUUUUGCGGUUUUUAUUUGUUUUUAAAUAAAGCAGUGUUGACUUUAGACUUGGAUUUAAUAAAACAUAUAUUGAUAAAAGAUUUUUCGAGUUUUCAUGAUCGUGGCAUAUUUAAUAAUGUCAAAGAUGAUCCUUUGACCGGACAUUUAGUGGCUUUGGAGGGAGAACAGUGGCGGGCUAUGAGAACGAAAUUGACGCCGGUGUUUACAUCGGCCAGAAUGAAGUAUAUGUUUCCCACGGUGGUGAAAGUGGGAGAAAGUUUUGCCGCAGCAAUGAGAAAAGAAGCGGAGGACGGAGCUGCGGAUCAUGUAGUGGAGAUAAAAGAUUUGUGUGCUCGUUUCACCACCGAUGUUAUAGGCACUAGUGCUUUUGGCAUAGAUUGUAACAGUCUGCAAGAUCCCAAUGCAGAAUUUAGAAAAAAAGGCAGAUCAAUAUUCGGCGACCCUCGACAUGGUCCUCUAGUGCAAACAUUUAUGAUAACAAAUCCUAAAUUGGCCAGAAAAUUUAACAUGAAACUUUUUAAAGAUAAUAUAACGGAUUUCUUUUUGAAUAUAGUGCGUCAAACGGUGAAUUACCGCUUGGAGAAUAAUAUUAAACGUAAUGAUUUUAUGGAUUUGAUAAUUGAGCUAAAAGCCAAAAAUGAAGAUAUGGUGAGAGAAUCCCAAGGCAUUGAUCUGUCACAGGGUUUGAUGGUGGAACAAAUGGCUGCCCAAACAUUUGUAUUCUUUUUGGCGGGAUUUGAAACUUCAUCUACAACCAUGUCGUUUUGUCUAUAUGAAUUGGCCAGAAAUCCAGAUGUACAAGAAAAAUUGAGAAAAGAAAUUUUGCAAACGAUUAAAGAAAAUGGAGGAGAGUUAACAUAUGAAAACAUGAAUGCCAUGAAAUAUUUGGAACAAGUAAUAGCAGAAACUCUGCGUUUGUAUCCUAUUAUAUCAAAUCUGAUACGCAAGGCCAUGACUGACUACCAGGUACCCAGCUCUACACAUGUCAUUGAAAAAGGCACUACCAUUAUUAUACCCGUAGCAGCUAUCCAUUAUGAUGCCGACUAUUAUCCAAAUCCCUGCAAAUUCGAUCCUUCACGUUUUGAGCCUCAGCAAAUAGAAAAACGUCAUACUUGCUGUUAUUUGCCAUUUGGAGAUGGUCCCCGCAAUUGUAUUGGCUCUCGUUUUGGUAAAAUGCAAACGAAAAUUGGUUUAAUCUCUUUGUUGCAACGUUAUCGCUUUGAGUGUAGCUCCCAAACGGAGAUACCAUUGGAAAUUGAUAAGAAGAAUUUUUUGAUAAGUCCCAAAAAUGGCAUUAAUCUAAAAGUUAUAAUGCUUGAACGUAAUGAGUCUUUAAUAUUGCUCACCAAAGCUUAUCGUGAAUGUGUUCCAUUGGUUUCAAUGAUAGAUGUUUUGUGCUGUGGUAAUUUUGACAUGGAAGACAAAGAUCGCCCAGGACAGCCAAAAAAGCUUGAAGACCAAGAAUUGGAGGCAUCACUACUUGAUGAUUGUUAUCAAACUCAACAAGAUCUUGCAGUAGUUUCAAGACGUUUGCGAGCAGCAGGUUUCAUCCAAAAGCUGCGAAAUUGGCGCAAAAUGUUUUUAGUAUUCGGUACUUUAAUAUUUUGUCUACUAAAUAUUUUGGCAUUCUACCUGUACAACUGUUACAGCUACUGGAAGAGACGGGGAGUUUUAUAUGAGACACCCCUACCUAUCUUUGGAAAUUUCCUGGGUGUAGGAAAAACCAAACACAUGAUUAAUGUAAUUGGUCACUUGUACAGAAAAUUCAAUGGCAAGGCUCCUUUUUGUGGUGCCUAUUUGUUUGUAUCCAAAGUAGCUGUAAUAUUUGACCUGGAUUUGAUUAAGAAUAUUUUAAUAAAGGACUUUUCAAACUUUCACGAUCGUAAUGCUUAUCAUAAUGUGGAAGAUGAUCCCUUAACUGGCCAUUUGGUAUUAUUGGAGGGAGAAGAAUGGCGUGCUAUGAGAACAAAAUUAACACCUGUGUUUACUUCAGCCAAAAUGAAGUAUAUGUUUCCCACGAUGGUGGCAGUGGGAAAGAAUUUUUCUCAGACUCUCAAACAAGAGCUUAGUAAAACGCCUAAUAAUGUAUUGGAAAUCAAAGAUCUUUGUGCUCGCUUUACCACCGAUGUCAUAGGUUCAUGUGCUUUUGGCAUAGAGUGCAAUAGCCUCCAAGAUCCCAAUGCAGAAUUUAGAGUUAAAGGACGUGCCAUAUUCACUGAUACACGCCAUGGUAUUUUAGUGCAAAUGUUUAUGAUGAUAUUCCCGGAUCUGGCCCGCAAGUUACAUAUGAAAUUGUUUACCGAUAGUGUUAGUGAUUUCUUUAUAAAUAUUGUCAAACAAACUGUGGACUAUCGUUUGGCUAAUAACAUCAAACGUAAUGAUUUUAUGGAUUUGUUAAUAGAAUUAAAAAAUAAAAAUGAUGACACGGAACACAACUCAAGUGGCAUUGAUCUCUCGCAAGGUUUAACCAUAGAACAAAUGGCUGCCCAAACAUUUGUGUUUUUCUUGGGUGGUUUUGAGACUUCAUCGAUUACCAUAUCGUUUUGUCUCUAUGAGUUGGCUAAACAUAUGAAAAUACAAGAAAAAUUAAGACAUGAAAUCUUAGCAGAAAUAAAAGAGUGUAACAAUGAAAUCACUUAUGAAGUGGUCAAUAACAUGGUGUAUUUGAAGCAAGUUAUAGCGGAAACUUUACGUAUGUAUCCUGUUCUUCCCAAUUUGGUGCGCAGAACUAAAAAUGACUACCAAGUACCUAAUACUGAGCAUAUAAUUGAAAAAGGCAUUGACGUUGUUAUACCCGUAUCAGCCAUACACUAUGAUGUCCAGUACUAUGAGGAGCCCACGAAAUUUGAUCCUGAUCGUUUUUUAGCUUCCGAAAUUGAAAAACGUCAUAGUUCUGCCUAUCUACCAUUUGGAGAUGGUCCCCGCAGUUGUAUUGGUUCUCGUUUCGGUAAAAUGCAAACUAAAUUGGGAUUAAUUUCAAUUCUCAGUCAAUAUCGGGUGGAGUGUUGUUCGCAGACCGAAAUUCCCAUUGAAUUUGAUAAGACGAAUAUUUUGGUGUCUUCGAAAAAUGGUAUUUAUUUGAGAGUGGUGCCAUUGUGAUUUAAAAUUAUAAAUUUAUAAAAUUUUCUAUAAAAUAUACUAUAUGUGAAUAAAUUGCAGUGUUAUUUUUUAAUAAAGAAUAUUUUAUUAAUCAAAUACAUUUUUAUUUUAAGCAAA